UCGCGCGCGCGCGUCGCGGUGCCGAUUCAUGGCGGCGAUGGCGGCGGCCGGGCUGGUGGUGAACGGGGCGGAGGGGGCCGGGGGGCUGAAGGCGGCGGCCGGCAUGUACGAGCAGCUCAAGGGCGAGUGGAGCCGCAAGAGCCCCAACCUCAGCAAGUGCGGGGAGGCCUUGGGCCGCCUCAAGCUGGCCCUGCUGGAGCUCAACUUUCUGCCUACCACCGGCACCAAACUCACCAAGCAGCAGCUCAUCCUGGCCCGGGACAUCCUGGAGAUCGGGGCGCAGUGGAGCAUCCUGAAGAAGGACAUCCCCUCCUUCGAGCGCUACAUGGCCCAGCUCAAGUGCUACUACUUCGACUACAAGGAGGAGCUGCCGGAAUCGGCCUACAAGCACCAGCUGCUGGGGUUGAACCUGCUCUUCCUGCUCUCCCAGAACCGGGUGGCCGAGUUCCACACGGAGCUGGAGCGCCUGCCGGCCAAGGAGAUCCAGAGCAACGUCUACAUCAAACACCCCGUCUCCCUCGAGCAGUAUUUGAUGGAGGGCAGCUACAACAAAGUCUUCUUGGCCAAAGGCAACAUCCCGGCGGAGAGUUACACCUUCUUCAUCGACAUCCUGCUGGACACCAUCCGGGAUGAAAUCGCCGGCUGCAUCGAGAAAGCCUACGAGAAGAUCCUCUUCGCCGAGGCCACCCGCGUCCUCUUCUUCACCACCCCCAAGAAGAUGACGGACUACGCCAAGAAGCGCGGGUGGGUUUUGGGGCCCAACAACUACUACGGCUUCAGCAGCCGCCAGCAGAAGGCGGAAGACGCCACCAUCCCCUCCACCGAGCUGGCCAAGCAGGUCAUCGAGUACGCCCGGCAACUGGAGAUGAUCGUCUAGUAGCCCAGUAGGCCAGCCCCUCCCCCCCCUUUUAUUUUUGGGGAAAGGGGGGGAUUUUCCCCCCCCUUUUUGGGGCGGGGGCCGACGCGACGUUUCUCGGAGGGACGCCCUUCGUCGGCGCGUCCCCACCCCGCUGCUUGGGGCGGGUUUUUGGGGGGGAUUUGACGUAUUUUGAGGUUUUUUUUGGGGGGGGGGGGACGACACACGG
Molecule: messenger RNA, 1085 nt
Organism: Chroicocephalus ridibundus (black-headed gull)
Lineage: Eukaryota; Metazoa; Chordata; Aves; Charadriiformes; Laridae
Gene: PSMD8
Product: proteasome 26S subunit, non-ATPase 8
Exons: 7
Coding region: 29-877 (282 amino acids)
Biological process (GO): proteasome-mediated ubiquitin-dependent protein catabolic process
Cellular component (GO): nucleus; cytosol; proteasome regulatory particle
Source: RefSeq, a predicted model, not a curated record